Ctenocephalides felis (cat flea) is the source of this 1191-nucleotide messenger RNA. Its product is annotated as pickpocket protein 11-like. The record is from RefSeq and is a predicted model, not a curated record. Gene Ontology annotation, molecular function: ligand-gated sodium channel activity. The transcript is spliced from 11 exons. Gene Ontology annotation, cellular component: membrane. Bases 1 to 1191 code for a protein of 396 amino acids. Lineage: Eukaryota; Metazoa; Arthropoda; Insecta; Siphonaptera; Pulicidae. Gene Ontology annotation, biological process: sodium ion transmembrane transport.
AUGAUACGUAAACCUAGAAUAAUUGGAGUGGAACCCCUAAAAUCCAUCACAGAUGGAACUGAAGAUGAACUACAUGAAAAAAAACGUUCUUUAAAUUUAGGAGCCAGUGUAGUAUAUCAAACUAAUGAAUUGUUAAAAGAUACAAAUCUUCAUGGAGUUGCUCAUAUUACAGAUAAGAGUGUCAUUUUAAAAUACAGAGUUUUUUGGUUUUUGAUAGUAUUUUCCUUCAUAAUUAUAUGCAUUGUGACCAUAAGCGACUUACUGGAAAAGUUUUUCGAUAAUCCUACAAUAACAGCCCUAGAUACAGACUCUGAAGUACCAAAAUCAGAAUUUCCGGCAGUGUUUUUGUGUCAUGGUCACUUUUCAGAUGAAGGAAAAAUACAAGAUUUUUUAAAUGACGGAACAAUUGGAACACAAGAGUUGAUGCUAGAAGUAGAAUUAACAUUACCGAACAAAAUAAAAAAUAAGCUUUUCGUUCUAUCACCUGAUGGAUAUUUUAGCAUUGAUUUUUACACGGUUAUGGACUGGCAAAUCAAAUCAAAUUCUCAGUUAGAAAUAACCGUUCAAAUGAAGAGUAUUUAUGCUUCUGAUGAUUUUAAACAACUAUCAUUAAGUCAACGAAAAUGUAUUCUGAAAGAAGACAACUUUAAAAUGGGAACACGGAAUGAACAAUAUUCUUAUAGUUUAUGCAUGCGAGAAUGUAGAGCCCAACGUGCGUUGAAAAUUUGCAAAUGCAUUCCACAUUUUUCAAUACUUCGAACUGAAAAAGAUCCUCGUCAAUGCAGUAUUAGUCAAUUAUUUUGUAUUGCAAAUAGAAGUUUUGAUAUAAUUAAUCCGAAGAAAUGCCCAUGCCUAACUCCCUGUGACGAAAAAAUCUAUGAAAUAACUGGAUAUAAAUAUCACAAAGGUGAUUUUCCUCCCAAUUCGGUAAAGGUAACAAUGCAGGAGCCACUUGGGAUCCAGUACGUGCGAGAGGUUACGUUUGGCUGGGCAGAUCUUUUAGUGUCUACAGGAGGUAUAGCAGGAUUUUUCAUCGGUUUCAGUCUUAUAUCUCUAAUAGAAUUUAUCUAUUAUUACACAAUUCGACUCUGUUGCAUGACAUACACCAACAAGGAAGAACUUGGUGAAUUUGCAAAAAAGCUUUCAAUGCCUGAUUCAAAAAAAUAUGAUCUUCGCCUGUUAAAAAAAUAG